GGGUUUAGCUAUUGAUGAAAUGAGAAGGAUAGUUUGUGCUUAUAAGGAUGAAUCAUCAACCAAUGGUUCAUAUGAAGUCAAGCUGCUCCAGUUUUUUGGUGAUUCUGGUAUGUGCAUCUGUGGUGGUGAGCUUGGAAUACAGGGGAAGGACAGAGGAAGUGGUUCUGAGGCAAUUAGUUGACCUAGCAACUGGGUAUGUUGAUAAGGACGCGACAGAGCUACUUUGCAUCAUUUGCAAGGUAGAUUUUAUUCAACUGAAGGAAGCUGAUGAAAAUCUUAACUUCUGUUUCCCUGAGGAAACAUUUAAUGGGGCCAUUGAACUAAGGUCCAAGGGUUGGUCAGUGUCAAAAGAAAACAUUCAGAAAUUGAUUAAAGUCCAGCAUCCCCAGUUAAAGGAAACUCUUUUAGAUUGUAUAAGAAAGGACAAUCAUCUGUUCCAUGUUUCUGGAGAUGAAGGUGGUGCAGAUAAUUACCACACAAAGUGUGCUAUUGCAAGAAGGAAUUUGCUUCAGAUCAUCUCAGAGCCCCCAGCCCCAGUGCCAGCUGUUGGAUCGCCAUUUCCUAGUCCCUCACCAGCCCCAGAUCUGGCACCUUCUCCAGCUUCUACUCCAAUCUCUGUCCCUUCACCACAAGAACCAUUUUUUCCUCACCUAACACCACCUCCUCCCAGUCCCAGUGAAAGCUCUUCUAGUCAAACCUCUGGUCCUAUUGAGCCAGAUAAUGGAAAUAACCAUAAAACAGUAGUUAUUGCAGUAGUUGUGACUGCUGGAGUGACAUUUGUUGUUGCGGCAUUGUUCUUCUUGCUCUGUACUAAGGUUUGUUGGAGAGGAUCUGGAGCUAGACGAAAUGAUGAAAGGCCCCUUCUUAGCCUAAGCUUAAGUGACUAUUCUGUUGGUUCUACACAUAAAACUUUUGGCUUAGGAAAUUCUAUCGAACAAGAUAAGCUUGGUCAUCAUUCUGUUGAUAAUAUAUCAAGCCAUGAGAAAAUGGGAUCAUCUAUGGAGAGCCUUUUUAACAAGUCUGAUGCUCUUAAUGUAUCGCUAGAUGAAAGUAUGUCAUUAGGAGCUUUUAGUGCUGCUGCCAAAUCCUCUGGUGACAGCAAGAUGAACACACCUGUACCACAUCCUCCAGGAAGGACAGGCAGCAACCCUUUUUUGAAGCCUCCUCCUGGAAGGGCAGAACCACAUCCUCCUGAACCACCUGCUAGUAUCAGGCUUCCUCCCAGUAAGGCUGGUCCUACUCCUCCACCUCCACCUCCCCCUCCUGCACCAACUGCGCCUGCAAAAUCAACCAAUAGUGCGGGCCCCCGUCCCCCUGGUCCACCUCCACCACCACCUAUUGCUCCUGGAGUGAAACCAGGUCCGCGCGCUCUACCACCUCCAAUUGGAGUUUCUGCUCCUCAACCACCACCACCAAUGCCCUCAGGUCUAAAAGUUCCUCGACCACCUCUUGGAUCAAAGCAUCCUUCCAAUACUGCAUCCAGUGAAGGAGCUGGUAUGGAGGAUGAUGCUGAUGCUCCUAAAGCCAAGCUAAAGCCAUUUUUCUGGGACAAAGUUCUAGCCAACCCUGAUCAUUCCAUGGUUUGGCAUCAGAUUAAAUCGGGAUCAUUCCAGUUCAAUGAGGAGAUGAUAGAAACCCUGUUUGGAUAUGCACCUGAUAAAGACAAAAAUGAACGCAAGAAAGAGUCUUCCUCCCAAGAUCCAACAUCCCAUUUUAUUCAAAUACUUGAUCCCAAAAAGGCACAAAAUUUAUCAAUUCUUUUGCGGGCACUGAAUGUGAUGAUAGAAGAAGUCUGUGAUGCACUUCGUGAAGGAAAUGAGCUUCCUGUAGAGCUCGUUCAAAAUUUGUUGAGGAUGGCACCCACAGCAGAUGAAGAACUGAAGCUUAGGCUCUACAGUGGUGAACUUUCUCAACUUGGGCCUGCUGAGAGGUUCCUAAAAGCUUUGGUUGACAUCCCAUUUGCUUUUAAACGAUUGGAAGCACUGCUUUUCAUGUGCACUCUACAGGAAGAGAUCACCUCCAGUAAAGAGUCUUUUGAAACCUUAGAGGUUGCUUGCAAGGAGCUCAGAAACAGUCGAUUGUUCCUCAAGCUUCUAGAAGCUGUUCUCAAAACAGGCAACCGAAUGAAUGAUGGAACAUUCCGUGGUGGUGCACAAGCAUUCAAGCUUGACACGCUUUUGAAAUUAUCUGAUGUAAAAGGAGCAGAUGGGAAGACUACUCUCUUGCACUUUGUUGUUCAGGAGAUAAUUCGCUCUGAAGGUGUGAGAGCUGCUUGUGCUGGACAAGGGACCCGGCGCCUUUCCAGUGUCAGUAUAAAAACAGAUGAUCUCCUUGAGGAAAUUUCCACCGAUACAGAAGAGCACUAUCGCAGCCUUGGUCUUCAGGUUGUUUCUCAUUUGAGCAGUGAACUAGAAAAUGUCAAAAGAGCAGCGGUUGUGGAUACUGACAACUUAACAAGAUCUGCUGCUAAACUUGGGCAGUCAUUGUUAGUAACCCAAAAUUUCCUGAAUAAAGACAUGAAGAAUUUAGAGGAAGAUAGUGGAUUCCAUCAAACAUUGAAAGGUUUUGUGCAGAAUGCUGAGGUUGAUGUCAUGUCACUUCUGGAAGAAGAAAAGAGAAUUAUGGCUCUGGUGAAGGGCACUGGUGAUUAUUUCCAUGGGAAUGCAGGGAAGGAUGAGGGCUUAAGAUUAUUUGUCAUUGUGCGAGACUUUUUAAUAAUAUUAGAUAAGGUAUGCAAAGAGGUGAGAGAGGCACAAAAGAGGUUAGCAAAAACACAGAAAAAAGAGGCAUCUACUGUAUCAUCUCCCUCUAAUCAGCGCCAACAACCGUUGGCUGAUCUUCGACGGCGGCUAUUUCCAGCAAUUGCAGAGCGACGUACAGAAGAUUCCAGUUCCAGCUCGGAUGACGAGGGUUAAUCUGAAAGAGGCUGCUGCUAUCAUGGAUGAUUUCGGAUCUUCGCUGGUGGCUAUCAUUUCCCAUAGAGUCUCUCACUGGUGUUAUCCAUAUAUUUCGAGGGAAUGGUGGGAAAGUGCAUCAAAACCAAAUAACAUUCCCGCUUCCACUUCUCUUCGAGGCCAAAUUGCACUGAAGCGGAUGGAUUAAUGGAGCUGAAAACAGAUAGUAAAUUAAAUUUCAGGUAGGAGCUCAAUGGGUGGAUUCAUCCCAUCAUGUAUUAACUUGGGAUCGAAUUCAAUAGUGGAGCAAUAGUUUCGAAAUACAAUACAGUUGCGAGGGCAAUCACUCCCGAAUGGCUAGCUAAGGAAGGCUCCUCUCGUCUCUCUCGACAGUAGCCGACUAGUCCGAUACGUGGAAGAUUUCUGUGCCUGUAACAUAACAUAACAUAACAUAAUUUAUAUUAAAUCUCAAUUCAAGAAAAACAAAACCUUGGUGUUUUAGUUGAUUUUCUUGUAAUUUUCUAAAAUCCCAAGAUUUAUUUACCAUAGUAUCUUUU
This is a messenger RNA of Populus euphratica (Euphrates poplar), 3451 nucleotides long. RefSeq names its product formin-like protein 5. Gene Ontology annotation, biological process: actin cytoskeleton organization; actin nucleation. NCBI's taxonomy places the organism in Eukaryota, Viridiplantae, Streptophyta, Magnoliopsida, Malpighiales, Salicaceae. The coding region runs from base 48 to 2915 and encodes 955 amino acids. Gene Ontology annotation, molecular function: actin filament binding. The record is from RefSeq and is a predicted model, not a curated record. The transcript is spliced from 7 exons.